AAUGAAACAACGCUGUGGCUGCGACAUACGGGGUGGUCUCGCUUAUUUCACAACCGGUCGCUCGCCAUCAUUGCGGCUGCAGCAAGGAAGCCUAAACCAGCAUGGAACGAGGAUUAUCCAUUAGGUCAAUGGCACGAUGAACCACUCCGAAGUCCGGCCGCCGUAGAAGCCCAGCUACGAGUUAUACUUGGCGGCAUCAACCUCAUGAUCGAUCGUGCAACAUUCACGCUCCUAAAAACCUCAUCCAGGUCUCGAUGUUGGAUGAAUACGUAUUGGAAAGACAACUUUUGGCCUCACGAGUUCAGGAUUGUAGGAUGCCUGAGAAACUAUGUUGAUAUAUGGAAACGGUUCAUUUGUUACAUGUUCAGAGUUUCCAAUUUCGAUACACACCAACAGCGCGAAAUCUUCAACUUGCGACUCCGAAGGGAUGAAACUAUCAUGAUGCGUCAUAUAUUAUAUCUGGUCUCUCUUUUGUAG
This is a messenger RNA of Fusarium oxysporum Fo47, 477 nucleotides long. RefSeq lists its product as uncharacterized. The transcript has a single exon. The annotation marks the transcript as partial. NCBI's taxonomy places the organism in Eukaryota, Fungi, Ascomycota, Sordariomycetes, Hypocreales, Nectriaceae. The record is from RefSeq and is a predicted model, not a curated record.